CAAAAGAAAAUUGGAAUAUUGAAAGCAGCCAGCCCAGCCACACCUGAAUUGCAGACACAGCCGAGAACAAGAAAAACCAAAGGCGCACUCAUCACCGUUCAAUUCAUCCGAUCACUCGCCGGUGCCGGAACCUUAUUUCACCUCUCUGACGGUCGCGUUGUAUCCACGCACAGCCACGUGUAUACCUAGCUUUUGUAUACGUGUGAGUAGCUCCGUCAACCAUUGGUUUGCGAUUAAAACUAUGGUUUGCUGUGAUUGUUGGUGAUGGAGUUUGUCCGGCCGUAGGCUGUUGAUUGUCUCGUAAUUUCAGGGGUGACUAGAGGAACUCGAUUAGCCCGUUUUAACUUUUUUUGGAGGUGUCAUUAUUAAACACCAGCUGAGGAUGGAAACAAAACGAGCUUUAUCCAUUCAGAGGCCAGGUGGAAGACAGCUGGAUAAUUGUGGGGCCUCUGGAGCUCAACUUCCUGCAUUGCCUGUUUUCCCGACUUCUCUAGAGAGAGAUUUUCCCAAUUACUCCCAAUCCCAGCAUGUUCACCUCGAGAAGAGACUCGACUCAUCUUUUCCUUCCAACAACGGGGUUGCUGGCCAUAUAUUUUCUUCAUCCUCCCGAUUUUCCAAUGAUUUUCUUUUUUCCUCUGCCCAACAGCAAGAAAGUCAAUCCCUGUUUGUUACUCAGUCAACAGAUACAGGCUCGUCAUUUCUAGCACCACAGUGCGUUGACACUGGAGUCCAUGUGUCAACUGCAUUGUGCCAGUAUAAUAGAGAGAACAUGAAUGGCUCGUGGAGUGCUGAUACACUGUCUGAGUUUUUGGAGUUUCCAUUAACCAAUACCGUCCCGAGUAGUCAACUUGCUGAGGAUCUCGAAAAACCAAAUGACUGGCAGGAUUGGGCUGAUCAACUUAUAGGUGAUAAUGAUGCUUUGACUUCUGAUUGGAGUCAGAUUCUUGCUGAUGCAAAUGCUGCUGAUCCACAGGUAUUGUGUCAAACAUCCAAACAGUCAACUAGUUGUGUCUCGAUGAAACCCCAUAUGCCACCAGCUGAAGCUCAAGAGACAUGCAAUGCUGCUGUUCAGUCCACACCUAGUAGUUGUUCUGCUGGAAAGCAGCGCAUGCGUUGGACCCCAGAACUUCACGAGUCUUUUGUAGAGGCUGUCAACAAACUUGGUGGAAGUGAAAGAGCUACUCCUAAGGGUGUCCUGAAGUUAAUGAAACAUGAAGGCUUGACAAUCUAUCAUGUUAAGAGCCAUCUACAGAAAUACCGCACAGCUAGAUACAAACCUGACUCUACAGAAGAAUCUUUGGAAAGAAAAGCGACCUCUAUUGAAGAACUUCCAUCUCUGGACUUGAAAACGGGUAUUGAGAUCACUGAAGCUCUGCGGUUGCAGAUGGAAGUCCAAAAAAGGCUUCACGAACAACUUGAGAUCCAAAGAAAUUUGCAGCUUCGAAUAGAAGAACAAGGGCGAUACCUUCAAAUGAUGUUCGAGAAGCAACAAAAGUCCGGCAUAGAGAUAGAGGGGCUCAAAGAAAUUUCAUCGGCCGAUGAAAAGGAGUCGACAAAUGAAGUUGUUGAAAAUGCUAUAAGAGAAGUUGAGGCUCCAACAUCCAAGCGUGCUAAAAUGCACGAGUAGGCCAACUAUCUUCUAAUUUACUUUCCAGACUAAAAUUAUAUUUCUUGGCCUGUGUAUCCUUCUCUGAAGGGACUAAAGUGCAAAACUUGGUGAGGAGCCAUGGAAUUUCAGUCCUGUCGGCGGAUGAUGAACCCUUGUGGGCUUUUUUCUAUAAACCUAGGUCUUAAAGAUUUGAUAUUCAUGAUUUGUUAUGGUUUUAGACUUGAAUCGAGUAAUAUCUGUAGGGGAAAAUGGAGAAGACCUUCAAGACCAGAAGCAUGGUUAUGAUUUUUCAGGAUUUAUUGUACCAUAGAGAAAAUUUCGAGAAGAUAGCUACAGAGAUAUAAUUAAAGAGUCUAAUCAGUAAU
Molecule: messenger RNA, 1974 nt
Organism: Striga asiatica
Lineage: Eukaryota; Viridiplantae; Streptophyta; Magnoliopsida; Lamiales; Orobanchaceae
Source: the annotation of a GenBank genome assembly